AUGGCGUGGUACUGUUCCGGCUCCACGAAUAGCGAGCUGAUCGAGAACCUGUCCAGAACGGGCCUGAUAAAAGAUGAGAGAGUGAAGAAGGCCAUGUUAGGCGUUGACCGCGCCCACUACGCGCCCUCGAGGCCAUAUUCGGAUUCACCGCAGCCCAUUGGCCAUGGAGCAACCAUCUCUGCUCCCCACAUGCAUGGCCAUGCAUGUGAAUAUCUCAUCGAUUUCCUCCUACCCGGAUCGCGUGUGUUGGACAUCGGAUCUGGAUCGGGCUAUUUGACCCAUGUUCUCGCCAACCUCGUGAUGGGUGCUUCCUCCGCGAACGGAACCACUGGUCAGGUCAUAGGAGUAGACCACAUCCCGGAGCUGGUAGACCUGGCAUGCGACAACAUGCGUAAAUCAAAGCAGGGGCGCAGUUUCCUUGAGUCUGGAAGUGUGAAAUUUGUCACCGCGGAUGGUCGCCUGGGUUGGAAAGAAGGCGCACCAUAUGACGCCAUUCAUGUUGGCGCGGCCGCAGAAAAACUUCAUCCUACACUCGUUGAGCAGCUUCGCGCUCCCGGACGGAUGUUCAUUCCUGUUGAUGCGGAAUACGAUGGGCGUGCUGAAGGUAGCCUUGAAUUGGGUGGGGGUCAAUAUAUCUGGGUAGUUGAUAAGAGGGAGGAUGGGUCAAUCCACAAAGAAAAAGUGUUCCAGGUCAGCUACGUUCCCCUGACCGACCGCCCGGGAACAUGA
Aspergillus ibericus CBS 121593 is the source of this 729-nucleotide messenger RNA. Its product is annotated as protein-L-isoaspartate O-methyltransferase. The transcript is spliced from 2 exons. The record is from RefSeq and is a predicted model, not a curated record. Lineage: Eukaryota; Fungi; Ascomycota; Eurotiomycetes; Eurotiales; Aspergillaceae. Bases 1 to 729 code for a protein of 242 amino acids. Gene Ontology annotation, cellular component: cytoplasm. Gene Ontology annotation, biological process: protein modification process. Gene Ontology annotation, molecular function: protein-L-isoaspartate (D-aspartate) O-methyltransferase activity.